This is a messenger RNA of Cydia fagiglandana, 3025 nucleotides long. RefSeq lists its product as uncharacterized. The coding region runs from base 311 to 3025 and encodes 904 amino acids. NCBI's taxonomy places the organism in Eukaryota, Metazoa, Arthropoda, Insecta, Lepidoptera, Tortricidae. The transcript has a single exon. The record is from RefSeq and is a predicted model, not a curated record.
AUACAUGCAUUUUUAUUUAGUCGCAUUACAAAUAUCAUAGCAAGAGGACGUGUUUUAAUUUCCCACUCAAUAAUGAACCUUACUGCAUUCAACAUAUGGUCCAAACGAUCCGGAUAAGGAAAAAGUGCAUCGAGCGCCCGCCAUCGGACACCUGGUCGCGAGAACAAAAGAAUGUGAUAAACAAGGCGAUAGAAACAAGUUAAAACGAUACGACUUCAAUGCAAUUUAGUUUCAACUUAAAUAAUUUACUUCAAAACAUUGUGUUUACUUGUGUUUUUACGUGAAUAAGUGAAGAUUAAAGUUACGAAAAAUGGCUACGGCGGAUCAAUUGAUGACUGUUUUGCAAGAUACGGCAAGUUUACUUCAGAAAACACAAGUGAAUUUAAAGAAAUGCCCUAAGGCACGAUUAACAAGAGGUUAUGUUGAGGCGAGAUUAAGUUGCUUACAACAGUACUGGGCGACGUUCAAACAAACACAUCAAGAACUUAUAAAGGUUAUGCCACGCGAACAACGAGCUGUUACGCAAUAUUUUAUUAACGAAGAAUACUUUAUUUACGAAGAUUUAUACCUGAACAUUGAAGGCGAUCUUAAGGACUUAUUGAACAGCAACACAAAACAAAUCAACCCCAAUAUAAGUAACUCGGAUAACCAAGUGGGAAAAUUACCUCGAAUUCAACUUCCAAGUUUUACCGGUGGUUAUGAACAAUGGCCCACUUUUAAAGAUUUGUUUUUGUCUAUUGUGCAUAACAAUGCGUCGCUUAGUAAUGUACAAAAAUUGCAUUAUUUGAAGACCAGUGUAUCCGGCGAGGCAGAGGCGAUUUUAAAGCACGUCCAAAUUACCGAAAGUAAUUAUACACAAGCGUGGGACAUUCUUCAAAAGCGGUAUGGAAACAAAAAGUUAAUAGUGAAUUCUGUAUUGAAACGGUUAUUUAUGCAAAAGAAAUUAAAUACUCAGUCGGCCACUCAACUGAAAUCAUUAUUGGAUACUACAACUGAAUGCUUAAAUAGUUUACAAAAUUUGGACAUGGCCACCGAUUCCUGGGAUCCUAUAAUCAUUUUUCUGGUAGUGCAGAAAUUGGACCCGGAGUCACAUAAGGAUUGGGAGGAGUAUGCUCACAAGGACGAUUCUGAGGAAUUACCCAAGUGGACAGACUUCGUCAAAUUUCUGGAAGCUAAAUUCCGAACGCUCGAGCUCAUCACCGCUGCUUCAUCAACUCCGCGCGAAAGAACAGUAAACAAAGAACGCACGUUCCACGCUACAGAAUCACACACAGAGAAGAGUUGUGUCAUGUGUAAAGGUAAUCACACACUCGCUCAUUGCAAAGACUUUACAAAAAUGCUACCCACUGAGAGAUGUGAAUAUACAAAAAACAAUAGGCUGUGUUAUAAUUGUCUAGCACCAGGACAUGCGGUUUUCAAGUGUCGACUGCCCAUGUCAUGUCGUAUAUGUCGCAAGCGCCAUCAUUCACUCGUCCAUGUCUCCAAGAGUCCGGAAACAGCAGAACAAGAUAGCAAGACUCAACCGACGCUCUCCAAGGUCAACGAGACUGAACCAGAAAUUCAAGCUACCGUGGCAAUUGCAUCUCAUCACACAGCUAGACAUAGUGAUGGCUUAUCAGCAACCGCAAUCGUAAACGUAAAGAGUGAGCAAGGUCACACCAUUGCACUGAGAGCUCUUAUCGACCCGUGCUCACAGGCAUCUUUCAUCAGUGAGAAAGCGGCUCAAUUACUCAAACUUAAAAGAGAGUCAACAAGAGCAAGCAUAACUGGAUUGGGGCCUAUAAAGGCGAACGCAAAUCAAGUGGUUCAAUUACAGGUUUCGUCGCAAUAUCAAACGUCGUAUUCCAUACAGCUUCGAGCCUAUGUGAUUUCUAAGCAAUUGACCACUCAAAUGCCCAUGAAAACUAUGAAUACAAGCAACUGGUCUCACAUACAAAAUCUACACCUGGCUGACCCAAGUUAUAAUACACCAGGUCCAGUAGAUCUUCUCCUUGGAGUGAAAGUAUAUGCACAGAUUAUCCAAGAAAAUACACCAAUAAUCAAGGGUCCACCGGGUACACCAUGUGCUCAGAAAACAUACUUUGGCUGGAUCUUGUUUGGAGAUAAUGGAGACACGAAUACAAGUACACAAGAAAAAUCUUUCAUUACGAUGCAUCAUCAAGUCGAUGUUGAUGAUUUACUGAAGACUAUAUGGGAAGUAGAACCAGAUACAAAGAGAACAUUAACUGAAGAAGAACAAACAUGUGAAAGAAUCUACGAAAGUACCUACAAAAGAAAUGAAGAAGGAAGAUACAUCGUCAAAUUACCUUUAAAGACAGAAGUACCACGAGCAUGUGAAGGAAAUACACGAGAAAUAGCACAGAACAGAUUAAUACAACUAGAGAGAAGAUUUCUAAAAAUGCCAAAGCUCAAAGAAGAAUAUGUAAAGGUGAUUGACGAUUACAUCGAACAGAAGCACAUGGAAAAGGUACCAACCGAAGAAAUACAUACAAAGAAGAGUGUAUACUUAGCCCACCAUGCAAUUAUUCGAGAAGAGAAGGAAACUACAAAAACGCGCGUCGUUUAUGACGCGUCGUGUAAGGGUACCAAUGGUUUCUCAUUAAACGACGACCUUCUGGUUGGGCCAGUUCUGCAAGAAGAUUUGCGAAGUUUGAUAAUGAGAUGGCGAAUGCACGCUAUAUGCUUCGUCUCAGACAUUCACAAGAUGUAUCGGAUGGUGCUGACAACCAAAGAAGAUUCCGACUAUCAAAGAAUUUUAUGGAGAAGUAGCAGCGACAAGGAAAUAGAAGAUUACCGUCUCCUUACAGUAACUUUUGGAACAGCUUCAGCUCCAUAUCUGGCAGUUAAAACGUUGCGACAGCUGGCUAUAGAUGAAGGAGACGAGUUUCCUGUUGCAGCAAAGAUGAUCACAGAAGACUUCUACGUCGACGACCUCAUGUCGGGAUGUGACACCACCGAACAAGCCAUAGAAGCCAGAAGUUAUGCGAAAGGGUGGCUUUCAGCUAAAAAAAUGGUCAUCCAAUAG